Molecule: messenger RNA, 1263 nt
Organism: Eleginops maclovinus (Patagonian blennie)
Lineage: Eukaryota; Metazoa; Chordata; Actinopteri; Perciformes; Eleginopidae
Gene: fgfbp1a
Product: fibroblast growth factor binding protein 1a
Exons: 2
Coding region: 100-732 (210 amino acids)
Biological process (GO): cell-cell signaling
Molecular function (GO): growth factor binding
Source: RefSeq, a predicted model, not a curated record
CUGCAGGUACAUUAAGCAAAGGCGACUCUCAUCUCUCAGGUGUUGGAACUGUAAACCCAAGUUUGCUCUGAAAACUUCAGGAUUUUUUGUGCUGCUUUCAUGGCUCUCCUCACCAAUGUUGCCAUCCUGCUGGUCUUGGCUUGUAUUUCCCAUCAGCUGAUGUUGAGCAGCUGCCAGAAAAGCCAUGGACGGCGGGGAAGAGAAACAGGCCGAGGACAACACAAGGACAAGCCAGGGCUGAAAGUGAGCCGCCAAAACAAAUCUGUCUCUGCACAGCCCAUCAAGGGAAAAAUGGUCACCAAAGACAAGUCCGAGUGCACCUGGGCCGCAACAGGUGAGGAGGUCUUCAUCCUCGGGGUCAGCUGCAAGAAGGGGGGCAGGAGCUUCAGCUGUGAAUAUGUUGCCAAUCCGACCGUCUGUCCACAGUACGUUUCAAAUGCCAAACUUUACUGGAGGCAGAUCGCCAGGUCACUGAAGAAGCAGAAGACUCUGUGCAAGGACAGCAGUACAUUGAUCAGGACAGGUUUGUGCAAACGAGCUCCCAGAGAGGCUCAUUUCAGACUCCAUAACACUCCGAGGAAGACUGACGAGCCAUCAGAUCCACUGCCUGAACCCAAAGCUGUCAAAUCCUGUCAACCCCGUCACAAGAAGCUGGCUGAGGAGCACUGCAGCGACUCCUGGUCGAGUUUUUGCACAUUCUUUUUCACUAUGGUGCAGGAUAUUGAUUGCUGAGACAGAAGAAGUGAGGAACUAAAAUAGAAUCAGCUAUAUAUGCCAUCACAUUAAGACUUGUCUCUAUUAAAGAUUCUUUAUAGAAAGUUGCUGCUUGUAUAGACUUAACCACAUUGUUAAUGUUAAUCCUACACCUCAAUAAACAUGUUUCUAUCUAUUCUCUAAUGUUUGUUCUGUGAUUUGGAUUUGGGCAAAAUCUACAGUUCUGAUUACUUUCACAAAUUAUGUUUCUAAACAUCUGACUUGUAUGUAAUUUCAUUUUAAAGGAAUUUCCUUUCCAUCAUACUAAUUGCAUCCUUCAUUCAAAAGACCUUAGUCAAGACAGCCUCAUCUUGUGCUUUGCAGUUGCAACAAUUAGUGCGAAAUUACAAAGCAAUGCUGUUCUGAGCCUCUCAAAUGUGGAGGUUUAAUGUGUGUCUUUGUUUUAUAUCAUAUUAAAGUGAAUAUCUUUGGUUUUUGGGCUGAAAGAUGUUUUAAUGGACAUUUCAUUCAUUUUAGGACAUUUUGAAAACCAAACUGUUAAUUAAUCUA